Molecule: messenger RNA, 1546 nt
Organism: Punica granatum (pomegranate)
Lineage: Eukaryota; Viridiplantae; Streptophyta; Magnoliopsida; Myrtales; Lythraceae
Source: RefSeq, a predicted model, not a curated record
UCUCUCACCCGCAUGAAAGGUCUUCGUCUCCGUUCAAUCCAGCCCACUGCUUUAGCUCGCAUCAGCUCAGAAGCUCGCCGAGCACUGCAGCUCGAAUCAGCUCCGGGAACCUCGUAUGCCGGCGGAGCUUGCAUCCCUGUGAUGAUUCAUUUCGUUCUUGAAGUGUCUGGCAGCAGAGUCGCUCGUCAUAAUCAAGAUUGGUGAUAUCUGAAAUUGGGGUGGAACCGUUCCAAUCUCUGUGCUUUAGCUCAUCUGAGUCGUCGACUCUCAUUUUUCAGUAUUUAGGGAAUUAAGCUAAAGUGAAAUGGCUGGAGGGGGAAUCAUCCGCCAACUCCUGCGUAGGAAGCUUCAAGCUCAGUCUUUUACAUCUCCAACUUUGACGUCCCUUUUCUCAAAGAAAGGUCACGAUGGAGCUGGGUCUUCUCAGAUGAACCCUUUGAGAGUCCUUGCACUCCUUGGUGCUGGCGUCUCGGGUUUUUUGAGCUUCGGGACAAUUGCUGCCGCAGAUGAGGCUGAACAUGGUUUAGCAUGUCCAAACUACCCCUGGCCCCACAAUGGAAUUCUCAGUUCCUAUGAUCAUGCAUCGAUUCGUCGGGGUCACCAGGUCUAUCAGCAAGUUUGUGCAUCUUGCCAUUCCAUGUCUCUCAUAUCAUACCGUGAUCUGGUCGGAGUAGCUUAUACGGAAGAUGAGGUAAAGGCUAUGGCUGCCGAGAUUGAGGUGGUUGAUGGGCCAAAUGAUGAGGGUGAGAUGUUCACUCGUCCUGGUAAACUCAGCGACCGGUUCCCUCAACCAUAUGCAAAUGAGCAAGCAGCUAGGUUUGCUAAUGGAGGGGCCUAUCCCCCUGAUUUGAGUCUCAUCACUAAAGCCCGUCACAAUGGUCAGAAUUACGUGUUUGCCCUUCUCACUGGUUACCAUGAUCCCCCUGCUGGUAUUACGAUUCGGGAUGGAUUGCACUACAAUCCAUACUUCCCUGGUGGAGCAAUUGCUAUGCCAAAGAUGCUUAUUGACGGGGCUGUUGAGUAUGAGGAUGGGACACCAGCGACAGAAGCUCAGAUGGGGAAAGACGUUGUGACAUUUUUGUCCUGGGCUGCUGAACCAGAGAUGGAGGAAAGGAAACUGAUGGGAUUCAAGUGGAUCUUUCUAAUGUCGUUGGCCCUGCUCCAAGCUGCCUACUUCAGACGCUUGAGGUGGUCGGUUUUAAAGUCGCGCAAGCUGGUUGUCGAUGUUGUCAACUAAAGCUUCCGUCUACAUCAGUAUGUCAGGAUCAUCCUUUUGCGCUAGAAUCUUCAAAACAAUUAUCCUUACCACCAGAUGAUUAUUUUGGUUGCGUGCAUUUUGUGAAGUCAGUUCUACGAGUAACGAUGUUUGGUAAAUAGAGUUCCUUCCCCCUGAAGGAUUUUCUUUGUUUCUGAGUUCGAGAUGGAAAUAAGCAUCCUCAGCAUGACCUACUGCAGGAUAUUCUUCUAUGUACGAGUUAUCGGUUGUUGUUCUAGUUCCAGAACUUCAAGAUCUAUGCAACAAGGCCCUCUCUCUCUCUCUCUCUAA